AUGAUAUCAUAUCAAGAGCUAUGCCAAGGAACAAAUAACUUUUGUGAAAGCAACUUGCUUGGAGCUAGAGGUUUUGGUUUUGUGUACAAAGGGAUGCUAUUUGACGGGACAAUUGUUGCUAUUAAAGUUAUAAAUUUGCAAUUGUCGGGUGCUUUCAAAAGUUUCGAUGUUGAAUGCAAGGUCUUACAAGCAAUCCGACAUAGGAAUCUUGUUAAGGUUAUAAGUACAUGCUCCAACCUCGAGUUCAAAGCUUUAGUACUGCAAUACAUGUCGAACGGUAGCCUUGAAAGGUGGUUGUACUCUUAUAACUACUACUUGAAUCUUAUUCAAAGAGUAAACAUUAUGGUUGAUGUUGCAUCAGCAUUAGACUAUCUCCACCACGGUCAAUCAGAAUCUGUGGUACACUGUGAUUUGAAGCCUUCCAAUAUCCUUCUGGAUGAGGACAUGAUUGCACACGUGGGUGACUUUGGCAUUGCAAAGAUUUUGGUCGAAAACGAGGAUGCUACACAAACCCAAAUUCUUGGUACACUUGUUUACAUCGCACCAGAGUAUGGGUUUCAAGGAAAAGCGUCCAUCAAAUGCGACAUUUAUAGCUACGGUAUAAUAUUGCUGGAGAUGAUCUCAAGGAAGAAACCUACCGACGACAUGUUUGUAGGAGAAUUGACUUUGAGGCAAUGGAUAAAUAUGUCAUUUCCUGACAGAAUCAUGGAAGUUGUUGAUGAAGGUUUAUUGAAAACAGAAAAUGGAAGGGAUGUAACUGUCAUGCAAAAUGUUCUUUCAUCCAUCAUAGAAUUGGGCUUAAUGUGUUCUAAAGAGUUACCAUAUAAAAGAGUCAAUAUCAAAGAUGUGCUUGACAAGCUUAAAAAAAUCAAACGAACACUUUUUGAAAACAAAAAUUACUCAUGCAUGCUUCAGUUGGCCCAAUCUUCCACCACCAGCUUUACCGAUCAAGCAGCUCUCAUUGCCUUCAAAUCUAAACUCACUUCCGGUCCAAACCAAACUGUCUUGGCUGCUAAUUGGUCCACAGCUACAAACUUCUGCAAUUGGAAUGGCUCAUGCAGCAGACGCAGGCAAAGAGUCACUGCUUUGAACCUUUCUUACAUGGGACUGAAGGCACCAUUUCUCCACAUAUUGUAUUCCAAAAGGUUUUGGAAGUUUAGAAAGCUUGAAGCGCUAGGUCUUGGAGGUAACAUCUUAACCGGUAAUAUACCUCCUACCAUAAGUAACUUGUCGAGGUUAUUUGAAUUUGCCAUUGAGGAAAACAACAUUAAAGGAAGCAUUCCGAGUGAUUUAUGGCGCCUUUCCAAUCUGGGACAAUUGCUUUUACAAGAUAAUUAUCUCACAGGGACAAUCCCCCAAAGCCUUUUCAACAUCUCCUCUCUACAAAUAAUCUCCUUGGUUAAUAAUUCCCUAUAUGGCAAUCUUCCAUCAAAUUCUGAUUUUUCCUGCCCCAGUCUUGAACGUCUAGCUUUUGGUAUCAACAAAUUUAGUGGUCUCAUCCCAUCGUAUCUUUCAAAUUGUUCCAAGCUCGCCGUAUUAGAUUUAAGUUCAAACAUACUCUCUGGACCAAUACCAAAAAGUCUUGGACAAUUGAAAUAUCUUCGAAUUCUUGAUCUGGAAGAGAAUCAACUAACAGGAGAACCUGGAGAUCAAGAGCUUAAUUUCCUUUCAUCUUUCUCUAAUUGUAGAGUUUUGGAAGACCUGUCCAUAUCCUACAAUCCCUUGGAUAGUACUGUCCCGGAUUCUAUUGGAAACUUUUCAACCACCCUUCACUCCUUUCUUCUAUUUGAAAGCAAAAUAAAGGGUCAUAUUCCUAUGAGUAUAGGUUUCUUAAAAAACUUGACCUGGCUUGGGUUGGGAAAUAACAAUUUGACUGGAAAUAUACCGUCCACAAUUGGGGGAUUGGAAGGGUUACAAAGAUUAGAACUUGGCGGUAAUAAAAUUCAAGGAUUCAUUCCAGAAGGCAUAUGUGAAUUAAAGAACUUGGGCGAGUUAAAUCUCUCACAUAACAAAAUCUCUGGAUCCAUUCCAAAUUGCAUUUCAAACCUCAAUCUUCUCCAAAAGCUAUUCCUAGAUUCUAAUAAAAUAGAAUCAUCAAUACCAAUAAAUUUAUGGAGCCUUGAAAAUCUAUUGUUUUUGGAUCUAUCAUCAAACUUCCUGGGUGGAUAUUUGUCUCCAAACAUGAAAAAGUUGCAUACUAUUGAACGCAUGGAUUUAUCUCGGAACAAAAUUAUUGGAGAUAUUCCAAGCAUCAUUGGAGCAUUUGAAAGCCUAAAUUAUUUGAAUUUGUCAAAGAACUCAUUUCAAGGAGAAAUCCCACAAUCUUUCAGAGACUUAAAAGGAUUGGAUAUCUUAGAUCUCUCUUACAAUGAUCUAUCUGGUGCAAUUCCUAAGUCUCUCGAGACACUUUCAUAUCUCAAAUAUUUGAAUGUGUCUUUCAACAAGCUAUCUGGAGAGAUACCAUCUAGCGGGCCUUAUGCAAAUUUCACAGCUAAAUCAUUUUUAGGAAACAAAGCACUUUGUGGGAAUCUAAUUUUUGGAGUUUUACCUUGUCCAAGUCUGAGAUCCAAAGGAUCAAACGUGAAACAGAGUCUGUUCAAAUAUUUCCUUCCUGCCAUUGCUUCAAUUAUACUCUGUCUAACAUUGGUCUAUAUGUUGAGAAGACACCGAGAAAGCAAAAUACAGCUUCCAAAUUUAUUUAGUACAUUGUCUUUAUCAAAGCAUAGAAUAGUAUCAUAUCAAGAGCUUUGCCAAGGGACAAACAACUUUUGUGAAAGCAACUUGCUUGGAGCUGGAGGUUUUGGUUCUGUUUACAAAGGCGUGUUGCUUGAUGGGACUGUUGUUGCUAUUAAAGUUCUAAAUCUGCAAUUGGCCGGUGCUUUCAAAAGUUUCGAUGCAGAAUGCAAGGUCUUACGGACAAUCCGACAUAGGAAUCUUGUUAAAGUCAUAAGUACAUGCUCCAACCCCGAGUUUAGAGCUUUAGUACUGCAAUACAUGUCGAACGGUAGCCUUGAAAGGUGGUUAUACUCUUAUAACUACUGUUUGAAUCUUCUUCAAAGAGUAAACAUUAUGGUUGAUGUUGCAUCGGCGUUGGACUAUCUCCACCAUGGUCUAUCAAAAUCUGUGGUGCACUGUGAUUUGAAGCCUACCAAUAUCCUUCUAGAUGAGGACAUGGUUGCACCCAUGAGUGACUUUGGCAUUGCAAAGAUAUUGAUCGAAAACAAGGAUGCUACACAAACCAAAACUCUUGGUACACUUGGCUACAUUGCUCGAGAGUAUGGUUUUGAAGGAAAAGUCUCCAUCAAAGGUGAUGUUUAUAGCUACGGUAUAACAUUGUUGGAGAUGAUCACAAGGAAGAAACCUACCGACAACAUGUUUGAAGGAGAAUUGACUAUGAGGCAAUGGAUAAAUGCAUCACUUCCUGACAGAAUGAUGGAAGUUGUGGAUGAUGGUUUAUUGAGAACAAAAAAUGGAAGAGAUGUAACUACUAUGCAAAGUGUUCUAUCAUCUAUCAUGGAAUUAGGCUUAAGGUGUUCUGAAGAGUUACCAAAUGAAAGAGUCAAUAUCAAAGAUGUGCUUGUGAAACUUCAAAAAAUUAAACUGGCACUUUCUGAAAACAGAAAUCGGGGUAUCUGA
This is a messenger RNA of Corylus avellana, 3636 nucleotides long. The record is from RefSeq and is a predicted model, not a curated record. NCBI's taxonomy places the organism in Eukaryota, Viridiplantae, Streptophyta, Magnoliopsida, Fagales, Betulaceae.